AGUCGAGGAGCUUGGAUUCUCUGCGCUUCUGAGAAGGACGCGACAGAAAAGACGAGUGCUUCCACAGGAGGUAGCGACCUCUCACCAUGCAGCACUACGGGGUGAACGGCUACUCUCUGCACGCCAUGAACUCCCUCAGCGCCAUGUACAACCUGCACCAGCAGGCCGCGCAACAGGCGCAGCACGCUCCCGACUACCGGCCGUCCGUGCACGCGCUUACACUGGCCGAGAGACUCGCUGACAUCAUCCUGGAGGCUCGCUACGGCUCCCAGCACCGCAAGCAGCGCCGCAGCCGCACGGCCUUCACCGCGCAGCAGCUGGAGGCACUGGAGAAGACUUUCCAGAAGACCCACUACCCGGAUGUGGUGAUGCGGGAGCGGCUGGCCAUGUGCACCAACCUGCCCGAGGCCCGAGUGCAGGUUUGGUUCAAGAACCGCAGAGCCAAGUUCCGCAAGAAGCAGCGCAGCCUCCAGAAGGAGCAGCUCCAAAAGCAGAAAGAGGCUUCAGGGGAAGGAGGGAGUGAAAAGGAGGACGCACCUCCCUCCACCACCACCCUUCCCGACACCCAGCUGCCUCCUCCAUCCUCCUCUUCAUCUUCUCUGGAGACAGACGGUCCCGUGGUCCGUCCUGUGCUGCUGGACAUGGAGCUGAACGUCACGUCUGCAGAACACUCAGGCAGCGAGUCUGCAACAGAGGAUAAUGCCACAGAUAGAGAGGACGAGAGUAAAUCUCAAAGGGAGGAGAUCAAACGUGAGAGAGCAGUGACACCUGGAGAUGUGUCCCCCUGCAAAAGGCUCAGCCCUAAACAAGAUUCCCCCCUGGUCUCUCCAUCCGUGACCCCCUCCUCUUCCAGCAUGGGCCUGGCCAGCAGCAGUCCUCUCCCUCAGAGCCACGCUUACUCUUCCUCCCCUCUCAGCCUGUUUCGUCUACAGGAGCAGUUCCGCCAGCACAUGGCCGCCACCAACAACAUGGUGCACUACCCUGCUUUCGACCUCGCCGCCCCAUCCUCGCUGCCCUACCUGGGAAUGAAUGUUAACAUGCCCCCUGCACCGCUGGGCUCCCUGCCCUGUCAGUCCUACUACCAGUCCCUAUCCCAUCAUGCCCAGCAGGUGUGGAACAGCCCGCUGCUUCAGGCGUCAGCAGCCAGCGGACUCACCAGCCACAACAGCAAGACCACAAGCAUUGAAAACCUGCGUAUGAGGGCCAAACAGCACGCCGCCUCGCUGGGACUGGACACAAUGUCUAACUGA
Messenger RNA from Limanda limanda (common dab), 1250 nucleotides. RefSeq names its product diencephalon/mesencephalon homeobox 1a (gene dmbx1a). The transcript has 5 exons. NCBI's taxonomy places the organism in Eukaryota, Metazoa, Chordata, Actinopteri, Pleuronectiformes, Pleuronectidae. Gene Ontology annotation, molecular function: RNA polymerase II transcription regulatory region sequence-specific DNA binding; DNA-binding transcription factor activity, RNA polymerase II-specific. The record is from RefSeq and is a predicted model, not a curated record. The coding region runs from base 87 to 1250 and encodes 387 amino acids. Gene Ontology annotation, biological process: regulation of transcription by RNA polymerase II.